Durio zibethinus is the source of this 3863-nucleotide messenger RNA. The record is from RefSeq and is a predicted model, not a curated record. NCBI's taxonomy places the organism in Eukaryota, Viridiplantae, Streptophyta, Magnoliopsida, Malvales, Malvaceae.
AUUUCCUCUGUCAAAUAUAAACAAAGUUUUGGGUGUUUACAAGCUGCAAUUUUUACUUCUGUAGAUAAAAUUUUCAGAGUGAUCUUUCAAGAAGAUUUCUGAAGGGUUGAGGAAUUUUACCCUGCAAAGGUGUUGGUUUAGCACCAAUUUUGUUCAGAUUCCCCCCACUGAGUUUUGGGUAGACAGAAAAAGAAUGCCCUUGCUAGAUAUGUAUAACGGUGGAAAUAUACACUAAGGCAUGCUUCUUUCUAAAAGUGAAAUGAUAGAAUUCCUUUUCAGCUUGUGAUAUUUGGGAUGUUAAUAGCCUAAAGUUUGAGCUAAAAUGUACAAAAUUGGAUCCGAUAUUUUGAAAACAUUGCCCUCCCUUCUAAAGUUUCUUUCCAGCUUCAAUGUGCUACAUUGGUUUUGGCAUUUCUGGAACAUACAUUUUUUCAAGGUUGGACUUUGAUGGUUGCCACUACAUCAAAUGGCCUACUUAUUGCAUUAUGCGUGUGGGAAAGUUCUUAUAUGUAAUAUUGGAUUCAAUAUGAACAGAUUGGUCAAAAAAUGGCCGGAAGAAUGGAUACCUCAGUUUUUUCCCAUUGCCACAUAGUAGAAGCACAGAAGGGACAAGGAACUAUGCUUUUCCUUCUGCUACUAAUCGUGGGUACCCAAAGUCAGACAGAGUUUAGUGGACAGAAAAGGAUGCUUCCUCCACCUCCUGGAAUGUUUCAAGAUCGUGAGGAGCUCAUUAAACAUGUGCGGGAUUUUGGGGCUAGCCAAGGAUAUGUAGUGACUAUUAAGAAGUCUAGGAAGGACAGAAGAGUCAUCCUUGGAUGUGACAGAGGAGGUGUUUAUCGCAAUAGGCGUAAGAUUGAUGAAAGCAAACGCAAAAGGAAAGCAUGCUCAAGGCUUAUAAAUUGCCCUUUUGAAGCUAUAGGUAAAAAGGAAGAUGAUGCCUGGGUUCUAACCAUUAAAAAUGGGGAGCAUAACCAUGAGCCUUUAAAAGAUAUGUCAGAGCAUCCUUAUAGUCGUCGUUUUACUGAGGAAGAAGUUAGGCAAAUCAAAUUAAUGACUGAAGCUGGUAAAAAACCACGUCAAGUGCUCAAGGCUCUGAAACAAAGUAAUCCAGAGUUGCAGUCAACUCCAAGGCAUUUGUACAACCUUAAAGCUAAGAUUCGUCAAGGAAAUUUAUCAGAGAAAAGUUUCAAAUCAUGGAGGCCUAACAAAUCUGUUCCUGUAAACUCGAAUGGCCCUUUCACUGGAGAAUUGUUAAAGCAAAACAACCAGCCGGUAAAGGUUCCUAAUUUUAUUGGAGGGAAAUUUGUGGAUUCACUAGGGUCCAUAGUCAUUGAUGUAAUAAAUCCUGCAACACAAGAGGUUGUUUCUCAAGUUCCUUCAACUACCUAUGAAGAGUUCAAAGAUGCAGUUAAUGCAGCCAAGCAAGCUUUUCCCUCUUGGAAGAACACACCAAUUACAACUCGCCAGCGCAUCAUGUUCAAGCUCCAGGAGCUUAUCCACAGAAAUAUUGAUAAGCUCGCAAUGAAUAUUACAAUGGAACAGGGUAUGACAUUAAAGAGUGCCCAUGGUGAUGUGCUGUGUGGUUUAGAGGCUGUUGAAAAUGCUUGUGGAGUGGCAACUCUGCAAAUGGGGGAGUUUGUCCCAAAUGCAUCUAAUGGAAUUGAUACAUACUGCAUUAGAGAACCGCUUGGUGUUUGUGCUGGGAUAUGUCCCUCUAACUUUCCUGCAAUGAUCCCUUUGUGGAUGUUUUCUAUUGCAGUUAUAUGCGGCAAUACAUUUGUUUUUAAGCCAUGUGAGAAAAAUCCAGGGGCUUCAGUGAUCCUUGCAGCACUAGCAAAGGAGGCUGGUUUACCUGAUGGUGUCUUAAAUAUUAUUCAUGGCACCAAUGAUAUUGUCAAUUAUAUUUGUGAUGAUGAGGAUAUAAAAGCUAUAUCAUUCGUUGGUUCAAACACGGCUGGCAUACACAUACAUGCUAGGGCUGCUGCUGGAGGGAAACGAAUUCAGUCCAAUGUAGGAGGCAAGAAUCAUGCGAUUAUCAUGUCUGAUGCAAGUAUAGAUGCUACUUUGAAUGCUCUUGUUGCUGGGGGCCUUGGAGCUGCUGGGCAGAGAUGCAUGGGUCUAAGUACAGUUGUUUUUGUUGGAGGUUCAAUGCCAUGGGAAGAAGAACUUAUGCAGCGUGCCAAAGCACUAAAAGUGAAUGUAGGAUCAGAUCCUAGCGCAGAUGUUGGUCCGGUGAUUAGUAAAGAGGUAAAGGAUUGCAUAAACAGAUUAGUUCAAAGCAGUAUCGAUGGUGGUGCUAGACUUCUUCUUGAUGGGAGAAAUAUUGUGGUUCCUGGAUUUGAGAGUGGAAAUUUUAUUGGUCCUACCAUAAUCUGUGAUGUUACAUCCAAUAUGGAGUGCUACAAGGAAGAAAUUUUUGGACCGGUUCUCCUUUGUAUGCAGGCUGGGAGCCUAGAAGAGGCUAUCACCAUUGUAAACAGAAACAACUAUUUAAAUAGGUCUGUGAACGGAGCCUCUAUAUUCACAACAUCUGGCUAUGCUGCAUGGAAGUUUCAGAAUGAAAUCGAGUCUGGGCUGGUUGGGAUCAAUGUUCCUGUUCCUGUUCCUAUUCCGAUACCUUUUUCCUCUUUUAGUGGACCGAAAGCAUCUUUUGCUGGAGAUCUUAAUUUUUGUGGAAAGUCAGGUGUGCACUUUUACACCCAGAUCAAAAUGGUGGCACAGCAGUGGAGGGAUUUACCAAGCCUAGGAGCAUCCUCAGGUUUGCAUCUAUCGUCUGAGAUGGAUAUGACAAGCCGGGGAGUCUCUUCAGCAUUGCCUCCAUCAUCAGAGCGAGAUUCACCAUACCAAAGAGAGCCAGCCAUGUCUCCAGAAUCAGAGGGGAACUCACCAAAUCAUACAAUAUUGCUUUCUGUCCCUGCAACUUCAGGGAGGGUUCCAUCAAACCCUGCAAUUACAUCUCUGCCUCCAACUGCUGAUGUUGAUUUGCCAAAUCAUGGAGCAUCUCUUGUUAUACCUCCUACAUCUGAGAUGCAUUUGGAAAACCAGGACACGUCCCUAGCUAUGCCAUUAAGAAGAGAGAGAGACCUGUCGGGCCAAGGAGUGUCGUCAGCAACAACCCACCAAUCUGAAAGAAUGUACACACCGCAAACAUCACAAUGGAAUGAAACUCCAGCCGUAGCAUCUCAAAGAACUGAGUCCAUUCCUCCACCCUCCGAGAGGAUUUAUAUACCCAUAACGUCUCAGAGGAAUAGCAAUGCAUCUACAACAGUUAAGAGGUCAGACACUGCAAUAGGUUUAACUCAUGAGCGACUAUAUGCGCCAACAUCUCAUAAAAAUGACAGUAUGGUUCCCAUUUCACAUAGAAAUGAAAGCAUGUCUCCAACUUCGGAGAGGACAUACAUGAUGACAACUUCUCACUUGAGCGACAGCAUGGGUCAAAUUUUUCCAACUUCUGAGAGGAUAUAUGUACCAGCUACUCCUCACAGGAGCGACCACAUGUGUUCAACCUCCCAGAGGGCUGAUGUCGCAUUACGACCAGCCUCGGAGAGGUUAUACAUGCCUGCAGCACCCCAGAGGAACGAUAAUAUUGCUUCGGCAGAUCCAAUGCCUCAAAAUUCCGAGAGCAUGUAUAUGCCUUCGAUUGUUCAGAGGAACGCUGAUAUGCCACCAACAUCUGAGAGGUUAUAUAUGCCUGCAACAUCUCAGAGGAUGUAUGCUCAAAAUGCAAUAAUUUCAAUGGAUGAUUAUCCUAGCCAAAGGAUAUAGGAAUCCUCCCUGCUUCUUUCCUUUUUUUUUUUAGGAACCUUUGUAGACAAAUCAAUAUAGUAAUCAAAUAAAUGCCAAUUCAGGUUUCUUUUUCUUUU